Messenger RNA from Pneumocystis carinii B80, 409 nucleotides. RefSeq lists its product as hypothetical. Gene Ontology annotation, biological process: endosomal transport; lysosome localization. The transcript has 3 exons. Gene Ontology annotation, cellular component: BLOC-1 complex; gamma-tubulin complex; BORC complex. Lineage: Eukaryota; Fungi; Ascomycota; Pneumocystomycetes; Pneumocystales; Pneumocystaceae. The record is from RefSeq and is a predicted model, not a curated record. Gene Ontology annotation, molecular function: gamma-tubulin binding. Bases 33 to 371 code for a protein of 112 amino acids.
UUAUAAAAUGAAUUAACUAAAAAUAAUUUAAUAUGGAUGAAGAUUUUUUAAAACUAGAAAAUAUUAUUUCAAAAACAAUUAAAUCAUUUAAAACAUUUAUAACUUUAAUAUUUAACUAUACUAAUACUAAUCUUCAUUUUUUAAAAAGAACAAACCAAAUAACAAUUGAUCAUUAUAAUUUAAUAGAAAAUUCUAUAGAAGAUAUAUCUAAUAAUAGAGAAAAUAUAUCUGAUAUUUAUAAAAAUAUAGAUAAUUAUUUAGAAAAAAUAGAAACUAUAAAAAAUCAAGUAAAUAUAUUGGAACAAAUAUCCAAUGAAUUAAACAAAUAUUCAAAGGAAUUGGAACUUAAAUGCCAAGAAUUACUUAAAUAAAAAUAUAUCUUCGUUAUAUAAUUAUAUAAAAUAAAAAC